Molecule: messenger RNA, 3986 nt
Organism: Myotis davidii
Lineage: Eukaryota; Metazoa; Chordata; Mammalia; Chiroptera; Vespertilionidae
Gene: TENT4B
Product: PAP associated domain containing 5
Exons: 12
Coding region: 165-1634 (489 amino acids)
Biological process (GO): RNA 3'-end processing
Cellular component (GO): nucleolus; TRAMP complex
Molecular function (GO): poly(A) RNA polymerase activity; mRNA binding
Source: RefSeq, a predicted model, not a curated record
GUGCACAGCUGGCCGAGUGGGAGGCUGUGUUUUCGGGGGAGGAGGCCCCGCCGCUGUGUAGACUGCUGCUGUGCAGUGAGGCAGGGCCUCGGCAAAGGGCAGCUGAAGGACAGGUCACGUGUGCCCACUGCCUGCACGAGGAGAUCAGCGACUUCUACGAGUACAUGUCGCCGAGGCCGGAGGAGGAGAAGAUGCGGAUGGAGGUGGUGAACAGGAUCGAGAGCGUCAUUAAGGAGCUCUGGCCCAGCGCUGACGUCCAGAUAUUUGGGAGCUUCAAGACGGGCCUGUACUUACCCACCAGUGACAUCGACCUGGUGGUGUUCGGGAAGUGGGAGAACCUCCCGCUCUGGACCCUGGAGGAAGCCCUCCGGAAGCACAAGGUCGCCGACGAGGACUCGGUGAAGGUCCUGGACAAAGCCACCGUGCCUAUCAUUAAGUUAACAGAUUCCUUCACGGAAGUGAAGGUGGACAUCAGCUUUAACGUGCAGAACGGCGUGCGGGCGGCGGACCUGAUCAAAGACUUCACCAAGAAGUACCCGGUGCUGCCGUACUUGGUCUUGGUGCUGAAGCAGUUCCUCCUGCAGAGGGACCUAAACGAAGUGUUCACGGGGGGCAUCGGCUCCUACAGCCUCUUCCUCAUGGCCGUCAGCUUCCUCCAGUUACAUCCCAGGGAAGAUGCUUGCAUCCCCAACACAAACUAUGGUGUUCUCUUGAUAGAGUUUUUUGAAUUAUAUGGACGGCACUUCAAUUAUUUAAAGACUGGCAUCCGGAUAAAGGAUGGGGGUUCAUAUGUGGCCAAAGAUGAAGUUCAGAAGAACAUGCUGGAUGGCUACAGGCCGUCGAUGCUCUACAUCGAGGAUCCUUUACAGCCAGGCAAUGACGUCGGGAGGAGCUCGUAUGGAGCCAUGCAGGUGAAGCAGGCCUUCGACUACGCCUACGUGGUGCUGAGCCACGCUGUGUCGCCCAUCGCCAAGCACUACCCCAACAACGAGACGGAGAGCAUCCUGGGCAGGAUCAUCAGGGUGACGGACGAGGUGGCCACCUACCGGGACUGGAUCUCCAAGCAGUGGGGCUUGCCGAGCCGGCCUGAGCCCUCGUGCAACGGAAACGGCGUCACCCUGAUGGUGGAGCCCCCGCAGCUGGAGAAAUGUCACAGGAGCCUCUCGGGCGAGAGCGACGCCCUCGGGAAAUGCAGGGGCAAGACCGCAGAGCCGCUCAGCAAGCACUCUUCCAACUCCUCGUCGGGCCCCGUGUCCUCGUCGUCCGCCACGCAGUCCAGCUCCAGCGACGUGGACUCCGACGCCACGCCGUGCAAAGCCCCGAAGCAGCUGCUCUGCCGUCCGUCCCCUGGGAGCCGAGUGGGGUCGCAGGAGGUGGCCGUGGAGGCCUCGCCGGCGGGGGGGAAGGUGCAGAGCGCCCCGGCCCCCGCCACACCCAGCAGCGCCAGCAAGUCACAGCACGGACCCGCCCGGCUCUUCCGUUCUUCCAGCAAAGGCUUCCCAGGUACAGCUCCCACCAGCCAUGGUGUCCUGGUGGCAAACAAGCCGCAUCCAGGCAAACCCACUAACCAGUGCUUCCAAGGCAAGCGGAGGAAGCACAAGAGGGACGCCCCGCUCGCCGACCUCUGUAGGUAGUCGGCGGGGCCACGGACGCCUGUGUGUGCGGUGACCUCACGCCCGGACAGCGGCCCGGGCCUCCCGGGACCGUUCAGGAGCCUGGCGCCAGCCACGUGUUGAUUGAGCAACUGUGUGUUUUCCCGGCUCGUCACGGACGGAUCACGAAGACUGACGGCGGCAAAAGCAAAACGCACGCCAGCAGGGCAGGCUGCUCGUUUGACCAGUCAUUUGCUACAACAGGGUCGUUUCGGGUUCCAAGCCUGAAUGUAAAGUAGGUCUGUUUCUCUGGCUUCAUGCAGAGCCAGGGAGCAGGUGGGGGGCUGGGGGAGGACGGGGAGGAGAACAGGCCUCAUAGGAAGCCCAGAUUCCCAGGAGGAAGUGGUCUGUGCAUGUGUUUUUUAAAUAUUUUUGCAUAUAUUUACCAUUUUAUUGUGUGUAUAUAUAGAUGACCACAUAGGAAAUUGAUAUUUGUAAUAGUGGAUUUGUUAAGACUUUUUACAUAACAUUACUGUUUAAAUUGUAAACAGAUUUUUCUCAGGAUUAGUUUGCAAAAUAAUCUGAAUUGUCAUCCUAACACCCACGCGUAGGGACGUGACUCGCUCUCGCACUCGACUCUCUGCGUUGAAUGACCUAGUGGGGCCCCCACGACCGGCCGCGCGAGCACGUCUCCUCCCUCGAGUAAAGGUUUUUAUGGUGGCAAAUGACAUUGAUUUUAUUUUGUACAAACGAAUAUAUAUCCGUACUAUGUACUUUUGUGUAAACACUGAACAGCUCGCUCAUCUCCGAAUAUGAACUGGCACCCGCUCCCAUCGUGCUGUCGGCUGGGCGGUGGGCAGGUAUGAGAUUCCAUGUUUGUUUCCUCUGCGGGUUUUUUUUAACUUGUGAUCGGGCGAGAGGCCACCUGUCCGUCCCCCACCUGCCGCGCGAGCCCCGGCUGCGGACUCUGCACGCGGCGCCUCCCACCCGGGCUCUGUGCCUGCCUGUCUCUCAUCUCUUAUCUCUUUUUUAAAGUUGAUGCCCCCGUGGGAGGGAAUACCUACCUGUAAACAGCUUUAAGGAAAUCACACGGACAGAAGCUGUUUUCUUACAUCCACCUGAUGCUUUGGUAUUGUCGAUCUCUCCAAACGAAAUGGUCUUUGAGAAUGGUCUGUUUUGUAUCGCCUCACGAAGACCAAAUACUUCUUGUCCUCCCAGUCUCCCGCCUCCUCCCAUGGGGUUGUUAUCUUGAAUUAAAACGUUUUUAAACAUUGGCUUCUUUCAGUCACACUGUACAUGUCGGUGGUGGUCAGCUUCGGGUGCAAACAAGAUGUAUAUUCUGUCACACGUUGAGUUUGGGAAUAUUUACUGUGAUCAAAUGAAUGUACGUGAAAUUUUGAAAUCGCUGUCUGUAGGUGGAAGCGCUCAUGUCUAGCAUCAGUGUGUGUGGCUCUGUCCAUGACAGCCAUGUCUGAGAUGAGAUUGUUUUAUGUAUACAUAUAUACACACGUGUGAAGGACUGUCGGUUUUUAGGAGUUUCUUUUAUACGCACUAAUGAAAUACUGAAGACCAGUCAGACCAUGAACGGACACUGAGUGCAACGUCUUAUAAAGAAAAUAACGCGAAAGUCAGACCAGAACCGAUGUCAUCCCUGAAACCAACCAUUUCCAACGUGUUUGUUGUUUUAAUUCACAACUGGAAAACGUGUUCUGGAACUGGGGACUCCAACCUCGUGCGAACCACGUGACUUUCGCUGUGCUGUGACCUUGACAAUGUUUGAAAUUUGAAGGUGCCCAUUUGAUUCCGAUCAGGGUUUUUAUCAAGGGUGUCGAGCUGCUGUUUGUUCUUCGAAACUAGUUUUGUCAUGACCUGUCGUGUGCAUAAUCACAGUAUUUAUUUCCUAGGACUGUUGCGAAUGUGUAGACUCCGGUUUACCGCCAAGGGAACAAUUAUUUAUACAAUAAAAUGGAAUCCAGUGUUAGCUGCCCACUGCGGACCCUCAGCACCUGGGAGACCCGUGUGCCGUCGGCCGCACUGGGUUCUCGGAGAGCCUCGCCCUCGUCGUCGACCGUGAACGUCCUCUGGGGUGCGGACGGGCGUGCCCCACAAGCAUGCGAUUGUUUGCAAGGUGGUGAUCGCGGGAAGAUAAUCUUGAUUCCGUUGGGAAUCUUAGGUUUUCGUACAUUUAUUGGGAAAAUCGUUUUUCCUGGACUGCUGACGUUUCUUUUUGGUAAACAGUAUCUUUCUAAAAGAGAGAGAGAAAGCAUGGAGAACCUGAGGGUGUGCAUUUCCUCCAACGACCAGCACUGUUCUCGUGAAUACUGUGUACCUGGCAGCGAACGGCGUCGGCGCUGUUCCUUGUUCCAUCGAAGUAAAAGACUUUGCAGACGCUCA